Molecule: messenger RNA, 592 nt
Organism: Andrographis paniculata
Lineage: Eukaryota; Viridiplantae; Streptophyta; Magnoliopsida; Lamiales; Acanthaceae
Product: calcium-binding protein KRP1-like
Exons: 1
Coding region: 113-478 (121 amino acids)
Molecular function (GO): calcium ion binding
Source: RefSeq, a predicted model, not a curated record
ACCCUUCUGCUUCCCCCAACCAUUCAUUCUUCAAUUCGAUCAGAUUCAUAUACAUACUUGUUUGGGUAAAAAAUCAAUUAGAAGAAGAAGAAGUAGCUAACUUUCCUUAUCUAUGGCGUCCAAGGGUCAAUCCAAUUUCGAAGAUUUCCUGCCUCUCAUGGCGGAGAAGCUCGGCGGCGACGGCUUGAUUGGGGAGCUCUGUAAUGGGUUUAGACUGCUGAUGGAUCCCGACAAAGGGUUGAUCACAUUCGAGAGCCUCAAGAAGAACGCAGCUUUCUUGGGGCUUCAAGAUUUGUCCGAUGAAGAUCUUUAUGGGAUGCUGAAAGAAGGCGACUUUGAUGGCGAUGGAGCUCUGAAUCAGAUGGAAUUUUGUGUUUUGAUGUUCAGAUUAAGCCCCGAGCUGAUGGAGCACUCCCAGUUUUUGUUAGAGGAGGCUCUGCAACAGGAACAGUUCCAGAAAUUUCAUGUUUUCUUGUGAUAUAAUUUUAUUUUAAUCUUUUUUUUUUUUUUUUUUCCCUAAUUGGAAUUGGAAAUUAUACAGUGAUUGACUGGAGAAAGAUUAAUAAAAGUUAAUGAUGAACCCUUUAGUUCA